CACCUUCAUCCGAGUCAUGGACAUCCCUGAAGAUGUAUUGGAAGAAAUACUUCGUCAUCUUAGCUCAGAUUUCCCCUCACUCAAGGCAUGCUCAUUGUCCCAUUCCUUCUUCCUUCCUUCAACCCGCCGACUCCUUUUUUCCUAUGUGAAACUUCCUCACAACAAGCAAAUCAGCCAUACAGACAUCUGUCUCAAUUUCCGACAAACUCUGGUGGCUUCAAAAUACGUCUUAUCAUCGAUUCGUACCCUUAGCUUAAUUCACUGGGACUCGACAGACGAUAUCGACUACCGCUGUAUAUUUCCCUCCCUAUUAGAGCUCAUUCCCAACCUUCGACGGGUUCACAUAUUUCUAGCAAUGAACAGACCAACUAUAUUUGGGGAUAGCUUCCCUCCGCCACCUCAUUCAAUAUCUAGUGUCCGCCAUCUUAUAUUAGAAGACACAGUCUUCAACUCGUCCUCUCAGAUGCUAUCCCUAUUCGUUACCUUCAGCAACCUUGAGGUCAUCUCUAUGAACAGAAUCAGCAUUGAUAACCCCAGUGGCGUGGAGCGCACGUACGUUUCAUCCCAUCGUUGUGCUCCUUCUACUCUAGAACUUCGUACGGGUGGUGCUCCCGUGGAAUGCCUGCUCUCCCCUCAAUCUACGAUAUCCAUAGGCAAUCUUCGUGUGCUUAGCGUCCAGGCAUUCGAGCGAAAUAUAGACGCCAUCUCUUCCCUUAUCUCCCUCAGCAGCCCAUCCUUGGAGCAUUUAACGUUCCUCCCUUCAGCAUUCUCAGCUCGAUACGACAUAGACCUGAGGGGACAUCUCCGCCUUCGGAGCAUCUGCACCAGCCUGGUGUUUAAUAGCCACUCCAUGGAUCCACCAGAUCGGUCGAAACCUUUCCCCUGGGCUCACCGAUUUUUUAAGACACUUCCGUCGUCGGUGGAAGAUAUUUUUAUCGAAAUCUGUUUUAGACCAUAUGACGCAAUUCUGUUACCUCGAAAACGGAAGGAAUGGCAAGAGCUGGACCAUAUCCUUGCUAACCAUCCAUGGAAUUUUUCAGUACGGUUGGGGAUAUCUGCUGAUUAUACCAUCUAUUUUAGCAAUCUGGAAUAUGACGAUGUCAUUCACGGCAGGUGGCCAACUAACGGUGAUAUGGACGAGUAUUUUCGAAACUAUAUGUUGGUGGAUGGUAUGCCUAAGAUGAAUAAAUUGGGACGUCUGAAUUGCGAGAUCACGACAAGCGAGAUAGACUUUUCUCCUUCCACGACAGAAAUGUGGUGACUGUACAUGUUCUCGUGAUACAAACAA
This is a messenger RNA of Desarmillaria tabescens, 1288 nucleotides long. RefSeq lists its product as uncharacterized. The coding region runs from base 17 to 1261 and encodes 414 amino acids. Lineage: Eukaryota; Fungi; Basidiomycota; Agaricomycetes; Agaricales; Physalacriaceae. The transcript has 3 exons. The record is from RefSeq and is a predicted model, not a curated record.